This is a messenger RNA of Cavenderia fasciculata, 171 nucleotides long. RefSeq lists its product as uncharacterized. Lineage: Eukaryota; Evosea; Eumycetozoa; Acytosteliales; Cavenderiaceae. The transcript has a single exon. The coding region runs from base 1 to 171 and encodes 56 amino acids. The record is from RefSeq and is a predicted model, not a curated record.
AUGUUGGGAAAUUUAUUUGAAGGAGAUGAAGAUGAUAGGGCACCAUACCCAGCCGCAUCAGCCUAUGCUGGUAGUCGUAGUUAUUCCAGUUCAUAUCAUAGAAAACCUAUGGACAAGAGAACUCCAAAUGGUUUUGUUGGUUUAUUAAAUCAGUAUGUCUCAACCUCAUAG